This is a messenger RNA of Poecile atricapillus (Black-capped chickadee), 2747 nucleotides long. RefSeq names its product TATA-box binding protein (gene TBP). Gene Ontology annotation, molecular function: RNA polymerase II general transcription initiation factor activity; DNA binding. NCBI's taxonomy places the organism in Eukaryota, Metazoa, Chordata, Aves, Passeriformes, Paridae. Bases 483 to 1403 code for a protein of 306 amino acids. Gene Ontology annotation, biological process: DNA-templated transcription initiation. The transcript is spliced from 8 exons. The record is from RefSeq and is a predicted model, not a curated record.
GAGAGCCAGAGAGGGGCCUCGGGGGUGGGCCGGGGGGGGGCUGUCUCCUGCUUCUGGACUCUGUUCUCUCGUCUCUGUUCGCUCGACGUUUGUAGUGGAGGUCCGAGCAAGCCGAGUUAAGCGGGUACGGGAGGGACGGACCUCUGUGUAGACGGUGCCCUGGCUGCAGGUUUUGGCAUGCCUGGUAUCCGGCCUUCUUACUAAAUAGCUCGGCUGUCGAGGAGUUGACUUUGUUUCUUCCAGGAUAAUGUUGAGGCUUCUAAUGUUAUAAAACAUGGGUGCUCUGCUUGAUGCCUUUGGCUUUGGUUAGUGUUUUAGACUCAUAUUUCUCUGAAGCUGAUGUUUUCCUAACACUUUCAGCUUGGCUUUAAAAGCUGCUUCGCUAGAAUGUUUUAAACGGUUACAAAACCUCUAGGAUUUGAAGUUUAUUUAAAUUAAUUGAAGGAAAUACUCCUGGCCUCACCAAAGAAAUAACUGGAAUCAUGGAUCAGAACAACAGUUUGCCACCCUACGCUCAAGGCUUGGCCUCCCCUCAGGGCGCAAUGACUCCAGGAAUUCCAAUUUUCAGCCCGAUGAUGCCGUAUGGCACAGGACUGACACCGCAGCCGGUCCAGAGCACCAACAGUCUGUCCAUAUUGGAGGAACAGCAGCGGCAGCAGCAGCAGCAGCAGCAGCAGCAGCAAGCAGCACAGCAAUCCACGUCACAGCAAGCGACACAAGGAACAUCUGGUCAAACCCCCCAGCUCUUCCAUUCACAGACUCUUACCACAGCCCCUUUACCAGGAACCACACCUCUGUACCCCUCUCCAAUGACUCCAAUGACUCCAAUAACUCCUGCAACACCGGCGUCGGAGAGCUCUGGCAUAGUGCCACAACUACAGAAUAUUGUGUCCACCGUGAAUCUUGGUUGCAAACUUGACCUAAAAACUAUUGCACUUCGUGCCCGAAAUGCUGAAUAUAAUCCCAAGCGUUUUGCUGCUGUUAUUAUGAGAAUAAGAGAACCACGUACCACUGCACUGAUAUUCAGCUCUGGAAAAAUGGUGUGCACAGGAGCAAAAAGUGAGGAGCAAUCCAGACUGGCAGCAAGGAAGUAUGCAAGAGUUGUUCAGAAACUGGGUUUUCCUGCAAAAUUUUUGGAUUUUAAAAUUCAGAAUAUGGUGGGAAGCUGUGAUGUGAAAUUUCCCAUCAGACUGGAAGGAUUGGUACUCACACACCAGCAGUUCAGCAGCUACGAGCCAGAAUUGUUUCCUGGCUUAAUCUACAGAAUGAUUAAGCCAAGAAUUGUUCUGCUUAUUUUUGUUUCUGGAAAAGUGGUUUUAACUGGUGCUAAAGUACGAGCAGAAAUCUAUGAAGCGUUUGAAAACAUCUAUCCUAUUUUAAAGGGAUUCAGAAAGACAACGUAACAGUUUCUACACCUUUCAGAGAAAUCAGGGGUAUAUUUUCAAAGGUAUUGUGUAUGGCACAGCAGUAACAAGAAAUGGACUUCCAGUGCAACUGCAACACCAGGACUUGGACUAUUUCCCAGUUAGUGCCUACUUCCCUGAUGCUCAAGGGGAACUGUAUUCUUGAAUAUGUCUACUGAGUUACUGUGAGUUGCUUUACUGGGCUGUUCCCGGAGCAGCCUCUCCAACUUUUAUUUAUAUUCUAGCUUUUAAAUAGUUUUAAUGCCAGUUCUAUUAAUAGAAAAUCUGUAAGUUGGUUUAAAGACAAAUGCAACUGUGUCACUCAGUGUAUAAACCACUUAAAUUGCCAUGUAUAUAUGUUUUAAGUUCCUUCCAUAAGACCAUGGUUUUUAUAAUUUUCAGAACUUUAGCUUUUAAAUUUUUUCAAUUUAAAAUUUCUUUGGUGCCAGACACAUUCCCUCUUUCCAGUAUUAAGCAAGAUAGAAUAAAUUUAUUAAUUAAAAUGGCUCACUGUACAUAUAUAUAUAAUAUAUACCUUUCUUCUCUUUCCUUCUUCAACUCCACAUGUACAAUAAACCCUGUUUAUACAACUAUGGGAACUGUCUUAAUAAAUUUUAAAAUUACCCUGUUGGUAGAAUGAAAUACAUUGAAUUUUUUUUUUUAUUUAAUCGACUUUUUAAUAGCAGAUGCACUGCUAUAAGUGACAUGUUGUUUUGAGGGAAUCUUAGCAGUGCUCUGGCUUGCAUACCAGCAGUCACAUCCUUGGCAAUGUCUACCUUGACUAUUUCCAGUAUGUUAAAGCAAAAGAGAUGACUGGUUAAAGAAGCUUGUGUUUGAGUAUGCAUUGCCUUAUGUUCAACAGAUGGGAUUUAGGCAAGUCUUAAAUAGCUGCACUUGACUGAAUUGAAACAAUAGAUCCCUGCUUAGCUUCUAGAAUUUCUUUAAAUUACUACUUUUGUAUUUCACCAGCUGCCUCACUACAUUAGUGUUCCUGUAAAAUGUCAAAGCCCUUCCAGCUGGAGUCAGUAUGUACAUAAUGUUCCUUCUGAACCAUGCUUGAAGCCUGAUGGGCUGAGAACUAAAAAUAAACUUCUUUUUUCUUCAGUAAAUUUCCAGUAAUAGUAACCUCUCUGUGACUUACACAUUAUUUCUAACAGCUUUUAUCUGAAACUAACCCAGAUGUAAACAAUGGUCUCAUUACUAAGGUGGUGUUUCAUUCCAGACAAAAUUAAGCUUUGGCUGGCUUUGAUACUGCUCCAUUUGUAAAUCCUUAGUGACCGAAAUCUUCAGUCUUCUCUCUACACCAGUGUCUCUCUAGGUGUUUUAAUGACUGGUUUCAUGGAU